Saprolegnia parasitica CBS 223.65 is the source of this 1467-nucleotide messenger RNA. RefSeq lists its product as hypothetical. NCBI's taxonomy places the organism in Eukaryota, Oomycota, Saprolegniomycetes, Saprolegniales, Saprolegniaceae. Gene Ontology annotation, molecular function: oxidoreductase activity, acting on the aldehyde or oxo group of donors, NAD or NADP as acceptor. The record is from RefSeq and is a predicted model, not a curated record. The coding region runs from base 1 to 1467 and encodes 488 amino acids. The transcript has a single exon.
AUGACGACCACACAUCCCGCUUACGUCCGCACGCUCGACAACCUCAUCAACAACGAGCGCGUCCCGCCGACCGUGACCGACUUUGCCGAAGCCGACUUGUUUCCGUCGACCCAAGACGCUGCGACCGGCGCUCCCUUGACGCCGCUUCUCGCCACCGCAGCCACGGACGUCGAAGCCGCGCUUGCCGUCGCGGACGCUUUGCACAGCUCCGGCGUCUGGACCCGCCUCCUGCGUAGCCCCGAGCGCGACGUCGUGUUCGAGCGCUUUGCCAGCGAGCUCGAGGCGCGGCACGAAGACAUUCGGAUCGCCGAAAUGAUCGACGUCGGCGACCGCAACGCCAUCUCCAACUACGGCCCCAGCGUCCUCCGCAACCCGUCGCAGCUGCGCAACGCGAGUCUCAAGGACGAAGCCGAGAACGUCGACGUGUGGGCACCGCUCGCGUCUGGCAAAGGCGCGCUCAAAGCCAUCCCGCUGGGUCCGAUCGUCGUGCUUGCGCCCACGAACGCGCCGCUCGGGUCGUCGUUGAUCCAAAUCCUCUCGGCCAUCUACUUUGGCUGCCCGGUGCUCGUCAAGCCGUCGCCGUACAGCCCGCACGCGUUCAACGUCUUCAUCGACGCUGUCGUCGCGGCCGACUUGCCCCGUGGGUUGAUCCAGAUCGUCCACGGCGGCGCGGCCGUCGCGACGCAGCUCGUUGCAUCGCCGCUCGUUAAAGGCGUGUGCUUUACGGGCUCGACCCGCGUCGGGCUUGAGAUCGCAGCGCUGUGUGCACCGACGCUCAAGCCAUAUGCGCUCGAGCUCGGGGGCGUCAAUCCGUUUGUAGUGCUGCCCGGGGCUGACGUGGAUGCUGCGGUGGCCGGUCUGCUCAAGACCUUUUCGUGCAUCAACGGCCAGUACUGCUGCGGCGCCUCCAAUGUCCUUGUCCACGCGAGUCUCCGCGACGCGUUUGUGGACGCGUUCGUGCAGCAAGCAUCGACGCUCUCGAUCGGCGACCCGCGGGACGAAGCGAACGCAAUGGGUGCGCUCAACAUGUGCAUCGCAACGACCCUCCACGCGACCGUGGCCAAGCUUCUGGAGCUCCCAGAGACAUCGAUGAUUUCAGCAAAAGAUGUCAAGGUGCCAGAAACGGGCUACUACAUGGCGCCGACGCUCCUCGAAGGCGUCGACUCGCAUGUCCAGGCCGAGCUCUUUGGCCCCGUCGCGCUGCUGCGCACGUUCCAGACAAUCGCCGACGUGAUCGCCGAAGCGAAUGCGGCGCCCGCGCGCCUCAAAGCGUACGUCUACGGCAAGGAGGGCGACGACGACAUGGAGCGCGUCAUUGAUGCGAUCGAGUGCGGCUGGAUCGACGUCAACGAGUCUGAAUUCGGGAACGCUGCGACCUUUGACUUUUCACCGCUCUCGGGGUUUGGCCACGCCGACGGCGCCUUCUUCACGCGGCGCGUCUUGCGCAGCGCGCACCAUCGCAUCUAG